AUGACAUCUCAGGUUUCAAGACUAGACAGACAAGUUAUACUUCUGGAAACAGGUUCUACUCAAGUAGUACGGAGCAUGGCGGCCGAUCAGCUAGGUGACCUGGCAAAACAACAUCCGGAAGAUAUCCUACUACUUCUAUCAAGAGUGUAUCCAUAUUUAUUGUCAAAAAAAUGGGAAACUAGAGUCACCGCAGCAAGAGCAGUAGGUGGUAUAGUCGCAAAUGCAGAAAUUUGGAACCCAAACAAAGAUGAUGAGGACAACAACACCAUAGAUAUCAAUGUCAAAAAUGAAACAGAUAUUAUACAAACUGAUGAAUUUCAAGAAAAUGCAAAAAUUAAAAUAGAAAAAGAUAUGCAAUUGAAAUUAGAAGAAAUUGACGAAGAUGAACUAUUAGAUGGCGAUAAACCUUACUACUCGCUAUCAAAUUGGAACUUAUACGAAUUAUUCAAAACUGGUAAAACUUUAUUAGCAUCAAGUAUUAAUGAUUUUAAUGAUAAUAACGACAUAAAUGCAUCUAGAAAAAAAUUAAUAAAAACUGAUCAAAAUAAUAAUAGUAACGAUGAUGACGAUAGUAAUAGACAAAACAGCAAUAAUAAUCCAAACAUAUCUGACGUCAAGCAAGAGCAACAGCAGCAGCCAAAUUCAAACGGUGGUUCCAAAAAAUCAGCUCGUAUGCUUGCAAUGGCAAAGAGAAAACAGAGAAUGCAAACUAAAAAUAUAUCAACCAAACCAGUCAAUUUGACAGAAAGUUCAGUUUCAAAAAAUCUGUUGAAAUCAAAAAAUGGAAAUAAUAAUAAUAACAAUGUGAAAAACGAAUCUUCAACACUUGUAAACCCAAAAAUGGAAAUCACUGAGCAAUCAGAUUCAAACAAAAUAAUGCUAGAAGCUGUCGUAGAACCGAUCCUAGAAAAACACGAACGUGUCGCAGGCUUGGUUUGGCAAUUUCAAGGUAUCUAUGAGUUAUUAUUGAAAAAUUUGGCUCAUGAUAAUUGGGAAAUUAGACAUGGUGCAGCUCUAGGUUUACGUGAGUUAAUGAAAAAACAUGCUUCAAGUGUAAGCAGACUUAAAGGAAAAUCUAAAGCUGAAAACGAUAAUAGAAACUUCGCAAGCUUAGACGAUUUAGCAACUAGAUUAUUAACUAUAUUCGCAUUGGAUAGAUUUGGUGAUUAUAUACAUGAUACAGUUGUAGCUCCGGUAAGAGAAUCCGCAGCUCAAACGUUAGCUACGCUAUUAAUACAUUUAAAUGAUGAACUUUCAAUGAAGAUUUUUAAUGCAUUACAACAACUUGUAUUUCAGGAUUUUAUAAACACACAGACACAAAACUUUAAACCAGAAGAUGAUGAAUUUCAACAACCUCAACCAAAUAUACAACUUAAGGUAUGGGAGGCUACACAUGGUGGUUUAUUAGGAAUACUUUAUUUUGCAAGUAUCAAGCAAGAUUUUUUGAAAAAUAAUUCGCUUAUGGACAGUGUCGUUAGCAUUGUGUUAUACGGUUUGAAUCAAGCUGAUGACGAUGUCCAAAGCGUUUCUGCAUCCAUCUUAUCCCCAAUUACAGAUGAUUUUGUCAAAUUGGAGACGUCAAAAAUAGAUUUGUUAAUCACAACAAUAUGGAAUUCAUUGACUCAUUUAGAUGAUGAUUUAUCCUCUAGUGUAGGAUCCAUCAUGGAUUUAUUAGCAAAGUUAUGUAAAUAUGAAGAAACUUUAAAUUGUGUCAAAGCAAAAGCUAAUCAAUACCCAGCAGAAUGGUCAUUCAAAUAUUUGGUUCCUAAACUAUUUCCAUUCUUACGUCAUUCUAUUUCAUCUGUAAGACAAUCCGUGUUGAAUUUAUUAUUAGCAUUUUUAUCAAUUAAUGAUGAUAGUACAAAAGGCUGGAUAAAUGGUAAAAUAUUCAGAUUGAUCUUUCAAAACAUCAUAUUAGAACAAAAUCCAAAGAUCUUACAAUCCUCAUUCGAUGUAUACACGAAACUAUUAAAUGUAUAUAAAUCGAUGGAAGCCGAAAAAACAUUGGACCAUUUAUUAAGUAAGCAUUUACAACCAAUGUUACAUUUAUUAAAUACGCCAAUUGGUGAAAACGAUAAAAAUUACAGUAUGGAAUCUCAAUUCAUCCUAAAACCAUCCCAACAUUACAAACUACAUCCAGACAAAAAAAGAUCCUUAUCAGAGGCUACUAUUGAAUCAGAUAUUCCUGCCCCGAAGAAUAGUGAACAUGUUAAUAUUGAUGCCCCAAUGAUUGCAGGUGAUGUCAUGUUGCUUGGUAAAGAAAUUAUAAUUAAUACUAGAGUUAUGGGUGCGAAAGCAUUUGGUCUAACAUUAGCUAUGCUUCAGGAGUCGACCUUGCAGUCAUUUGUUUCAAAUGUUUUAGUUAGAUGUCUGGAUUUGCCGUUUGCAACGCCAAGAAUGUUGGCAGGUAUAAUAUUAACAGAUAUUUGUUCCAAUUGGUCACUAUGUAAUGUAAACAAUCCUACAAUACCAUCAUUUAUCUUCGAUGUAUUUGGUUCUGUAUUAAAUGAACAACUGACGAAUAGAGAUAAACUUCCUCCAUUUAGAGAACUGGUACCAAGUCUAAAGGCAUUAAGAACUCAGUGUCAGACCCUUUUUUCGACAUUUGUUGAUGUAGGAUUAUUACCGAAACAUAAAUUACCAAGCAUUGCUAUCAUAGUUCAAGGUGAAACAGAAGCUGGACCAGAAGCCUUUGGGAUUGAAACUGCAGAAAAGGUUCAUAAUGAAUAUUAUGAAAAGAUGUUCAGGUCAUUAGGUAAUUCUUACAAAUUGCUUGCCAAGAAACCUCUUGAAGAUGCAAGAUAUCGUAUUCUACUAGCCAUUGAAGCAGCAAAGGAAGCUAAAUUGGCCCGCGAGUGCAGCAUUCUAUCAAAUUAUGCUUCUGUAAUAAUACAAUUUGAUGGUCUUCCAGAAAAGUUGAAUCCAAUUAUUAGGUCCUUAAUGGAUAGUAUCAAGGAAGAAAAAAAUCUAAAACUGCAAGAAAUUUCAGGUAAUUCGGUCAUUCACUUAAUCAAUAAAUUAUUAUCCAAUAAUAAAGCUGGUGUAGCAAAUAAAGUAGUAAAGAAUCUAUGUGGAUUCCUCUGUGUUGAUACCCAAGAAGUACCUGAAUUUUCAAGCAAUGAAAUAUAUAAAGAAAAUAUUUUAACAUUAGUGAAAGAAACUGCUGGUUUAGGUCUCGUGGAUGAUGCAAGAUUAAAGCGUAUUACUGACGAAGCACAUAUCAAACGUAGGGGUGGUUUAUAUGUAAUUGGUGAAAUAUUCUCCAAAUUUGGUGAUAACGCAUUUGAUAUUGAACAGUUAAAGACAAUUAUUUUAGAACCAAUUAAAGAAACCAUUAAAUCAAGUGACGAAGAUAUUAAUUCAAAGAGAGGACAAUCUUUGGUUGAUGCAAUGGGUAUUUUACGUGCAAUCUACAUGUUUAUGUCACCAUUUAUUCAAGAAAAUCAAGUUCUCCCUUGUUUUCCAAAUUUACUGACGCUGUUAAGGUCUAAAUAUUCAGUUUUAAGGUAUUCUGCUGCAAGAACAUUUGGAGAUUUAGCAAUGAUUAGUCAUGUCGCAGUGAUGACAUUUGUUAUUGAAAAUGUUUUGCCUUUGAUGAAUAAUGCAGGUUCUGUGACUGACAGACAGGGUGCAACAGAAUUGAUAUAUCAUUUAUCAGUUUCCAUGGGCACUGAUAUCCUCCCAUAUGUGAUCUUUUUAAUUGUUCCAUUAUUAGGUAGAAUGAGUGACACGGACCCAGAUGUUAGAGGUUUAGCUACGAGUACUUUCGCUUCAAUUAUUAAAUUAGUUCCAUUAGAAGAAGGUAUAGCAGACCCAGAAGGAUUGCCAGAAUCUCUAAUGGUUGGUCGUGAAAGGGAACGUGAUUUUAUCCAGCAGAUGAUGGAUCCAUCUAAAGCUAAGCCAUUCAAACUUCCGGUGGCAAUUAAAGCUACCUUGAGAAAAUAUCAACAAGAGGGUGUGAAUUGGUUAGCAUUUUUGAAUAAAUAUCAUUUACACGGUAUUCUUUGUGAUGAUAUGGGUUUGGGUAAAACUUUACAAACAAUUUGUAUCAUUGCAAGUGAUCAAUACCUCAGACAGGAAGACUUCAAGGAAACGAAGUCUGUAGAAACUAGACCUUUGCCUUCUUUGAUUAUAUGUCCACCUUCAUUAACAGGGCAUUGGGAAAAUGAAUUUGAAGUCUACUCUCCGUUUUUGAAUGUGGUAGUGUACGCUGGUGGUCCUAGUACAAGACAAUCUUUAAAGGAAAGGCUUGCUGAUGCAGAUAUUAUUGUAACUUCGUAUGAUGUUGCUAGAAAUGACCUUUCUGUUAUUACUAAAUACGAUUAUAAUUACUGUGUUCUAGAUGAAGGUCACAUCAUUAAGAAUUCUCAAUCUAAACUGGCAAAAGCUGUUAAAAGCAUAGCGGCAAAUCAUAGGUUAAUUUUAACUGGUACACCUAUUCAAAAUAACGUCGUUGAGCUGUGGUCAUUGUUUGAUUUUUUGAUGCCAGGAUUUUUAGGUACUGAAAAAAUGUUUCAAGAAAGGUUUGCAAAACCUAUUGCAGCAUCCAGGAAUAGUAAAAGUUCGUCUAAAGAGCAGGAACAAGGUACUUUAGCUUUAGAAGCUUUACAUAAGCAAGUAUUGCCAUUUAUGUUAAGAAGACUGAAGGAGGAUGUUUUAUCCGAUCUUCCACCAAAAAUCAUUCAAGAUUAUUAUUGUGAGUUAAGUGAUUUGCAGAAACAAUUAUACAAAGAUUUUGCAAAUAAGCAGAAGAAUGUAGUCGAAAAAGAUAUUCAAAAUACAGCAGAUGUGGAAAAUAAGCAGCACAUCUUCCAAGCCUUACAAUAUAUGAGAAAAUUAUGUAAUCAUCCAUCAUUAAUUUUAUCUGAAAACCAUCCACAAUUAAAACAGGUUGAUGAAUAUUUGAAGCAAACUGGAUUAGGUUUACAUGAUAUAGUAAACGCUCCAAAAUUAGGUGCGUUGCGUAACUUACUCUUUGAGUGUGGUAUAGGUGAAGACGAUAUGGAUAAGAAGUCGACUGAUCAAUUAGUUCCAAGCAAUACUGUUAUUUCACAACAUCGUGCUUUGAUUUUCUGUCAAUUAAAAGAUAUGUUAGAUCUUGUGGAGAAUGAUUUGUUCAAGAAAUACAUGCCGUCUGUUACUUACAUGAGGCUUGAUGGUAGUGUUGAUCCACGCGAUAGACAAAAGGUUGUCAGAAAAUUCAAUGAGGACCCAUCCAUUGACUGUUUACUAUUAACAACAAAAGUCGGUGGUUUAGGUUUGAACUUGACGGGUGCAGAUACAGUUAUUUUUAUUGAACAUGACUGGAAUCCAAUGAAUGAUCUGCAAGCGAUGGAUCGUGCCCAUAGAUUGGGUCAAAAGAAGGUUGUUAAUGUUUACAGAAUCAUUACUAAAGGAACAUUAGAAGAAAAGAUUAUGGGUUUACAAAAAUUUAAAAUGAAUAUAGCAUCAACUGUUGUUAACCAGCAAAACAAUGGAUUAGCAUCAAUGGACACUCAUCAAUUAUUAGAUUUGUUUGAUACCAAUAACGUUCCAAACCAAGAUAAAGAGGAAACGCCUGUAGAAUCCAAAGCCAUGGAUGACAUUGCUAACGAGACCGGAUUAAGUGGUAAAGCAAAGGAAGCAUUGGGUGGAUUAAAAGAACUAUGGGAUUCAUCUCAAUAUGAAGAUGAAUAUAAUUUGGAUAACUUUAUAAAGGCACUGCGUUAA
Vanderwaltozyma polyspora DSM 70294 is the source of this 5709-nucleotide messenger RNA. RefSeq names its product DNA-binding ATPase (gene MOT1). Gene Ontology annotation, molecular function: ATP binding; DNA binding; ATP-dependent chromatin remodeler activity. The transcript has a single exon. The record is from RefSeq and is a predicted model, not a curated record. Lineage: Eukaryota; Fungi; Ascomycota; Saccharomycetes; Saccharomycetales; Saccharomycetaceae. The coding region runs from base 1 to 5709 and encodes 1902 amino acids.